GGUCCAGCUAAAUGAGACGAGACCCAGUCUACUGCUUCAGCCCAAUCGGCUGUGUGUUCAUUCAUUUGAAUAGCAUAUCAGAGCAGGUCGUACAAAGUAAAAGCACCUCCUGUUUAUUAUACAAGCGAUGACUGUGAAUAGGAGUUUUGUACAUGAGGCGUCUCAUCAGAUCAUUGCAGGCGGAUCAGCAGGUUUGGUGGAGAUAUGUCUGAUGCACCCGCUGGAUGUUGUGAAGACCAGGUUCCAAAUUCAGCGAGGAAUUGGUGACCCAAACAGCUAUAAAGGCCUGGGGGACUGUUUCAGAACCAUAUUUCACAAAGAGGGAAUGUAUGGGUUUUACAAGGGAAUCCUGCCACCAAUACUAGCCGAGACGCCAAAGAGAGCGGUUAAGUUUUUCACCUUUGAGCAAUACAAGAAUCUGCUUAGUUAUACAACGUUAUCCCAGGGCCUGGCUCUCUCCCUGGCUGGGCUUGGCUCAGGUUUAACAGAAGCUCUGGUGGUUAAUCCAUUUGAAGUAGUUAAAGUGAACCUUCAGGCCAACAGAAAUUCCUUCAAAGUGCAGCCAUCCACCUUCAGCCAGGCUCGAAUGAUUAUUAAUUCAGAUGGCUUUGGUCUGCGUGGGCUAAAUAAGGGCCUGACCUCCACCUUGGGACGCCACGGCAUCUUCAACAUGAUCUACUUUGGCUUUUACUUCAACGUUAAAGACAACCUUCCUGCCAGCAAGGAUCCUCGUCUGGAGUUUAUGAGAAAGUUUACUAUAGGUUUGAUGUCAGGAACUAUCUCAUCCUGUGUGAACAUCCCCUUUGACGUGGCUAAGAGCCGUAUCCAGGGUCCUCAGCCAGUCCCAGGGGAGAUAAAGUACAGGAGCUGUUUCCAGACCAUGACUCUGGUGUACCGUGAAGAAGGAUGUCUUGCAUUGUACAAAGGACUAAUUCCCAAGAUCAUGAGACUUGGACCAGGAGGUGCUGUCAUGCUGCUAGUGUAUGAGUAUGUCUCCGGCUGGCUACAAAGAAACUGGUGAUAAACGCUGUCAAGCAGCAGUCAGAUUUCACUCUGUAGGUCACAAAUUUAUCAAAAUUAUGACAAUGUGUUCUAAGAUAACAAACAAAUAAAUAAAUGGCUUAAUAGAAAUUACUUAGAUUUUGUAGCUCAUUAAUUCUCAUACCUCAUUCUGCUCUCACUGAUUUUGAGAGAAGUUUUAAAAUUCCUUUUUGAGGUAUUUUCACCUGUGAUCCUCAGAUGUCAUGGGACGUUGUACACUAGUACUGUAACCACAGUUGUGCUUCACACCCAAACAAAAACUGCAGUCUUUUACACUCACCACUACCAGGAAAUGGGAUCAGAUUCAGCUUACUUUAAAACAAGUUUAAGACUCUUGUGUCUUUCUAUUGGAAGCUUAUUUGCUCUCUGAUGGAACAGCACCAAAGAAUUCUUUUAGCUUCAAAAUACGUUCUGAUACAUACGGGUGGAGUGACUUAUGUCAAUAUGUUAGUGACGAUGCAGUAUUUAGCAAUUUAACAGGUCAAUACUAGUUUCUAUGUAUUAAGGCACUUCUUGUGAAAUAUGGAUGAGGCAAAAAGUGUCGUAUUUUCUUUGACCAUGAUUGCUUGUAAUUUUUAAGGAAAUUUCAGUCAUUUUCACUUUUUUUGUGAUAUGUAGCAUUUACAUUGAUCUUAAUGUGUGAUGAACUUGGAAGCAAUGAUUUGCAUAUUGAAUUCAAUGUAUUUAUUGAAUAUUACAGUUGAAAUGUUUGCAUUUGUGAAUGUAGGACACUAUUUUUAAUUAUGUUUAAAACUCCAUCAUAGAUCAAUUGCAAAUAAAUCAAAUGUGAGAGUCCUAUUAUUAUUCCAAGUUUGCUUAGUGAACACAAAAAAUGAAUGAAAUUUAGAAGUAAUAGGGAGAAGUUUUCACUGUAAAACAUUUAAAAAUAGUUUUAUCCUACAUGAAAAAAUCCUUUCAUCUUUCAAAACUUGAGUUUAAUAUCCAAAACUUGUUUGACCAUUAAAGUUAAUGAGAAGAACGUUCACAUAACUAAAUCAGGCUGUCAUUUUUUACAGUGAUUUUAAACAAUUUGUGAUGAAAUGUACAGAAGAGUACUGAUAUAUAUUGUCAAGCACCUGAUUGGCUUCAGCCACAAUGCCAUUUAGCUCCUCUGUCUUUUUUCCUUUUAGAAUGAGUGUGUAUGUGGAACUUUAUCAUGCCAAUACUAGUAAUCGUUCAUUUGGGGAUUUUUUGGGGACUUUCGUCCUUUCCAUCUCCUCUCAGAAACUUUGUUGCUGAUACUUUGUGGAUGCCUGUCAGCCAUCACAGCUGUUGCAGCUAAGAACAAGCUGUCUGUCAGCUCCUCUAGCCUGCAGGCUGAUGCAGCAUAACUCAGCUCAAGUUAAAAUAACAAAACCGUGAAAUUCACAUAUGUUGACAAAUGAAUGGACAAACUCUUUUGCUCUGUCCAACUUUGCUCUCCACCUACUCAGUGUUUUUUUGCACUUCAGGUGGCUAGGACACACUUACUAAGUCCUCAGGUCUCUCUUUGUUUCGUGUAGCACCAUGGUCUUGGAUAAAUGUCUCAUUUCACUGUGUACUGCAACAGCUAAACAUGGUUGAAAUUACAAUAAAAGCUUCUUGACUCUUGA
Messenger RNA from Tachysurus fulvidraco (yellow catfish), 2633 nucleotides. RefSeq names its product solute carrier family 25 member 21 (gene slc25a21). The coding region runs from base 128 to 1021 and encodes 297 amino acids. Gene Ontology annotation, biological process: transmembrane transport. The transcript has 11 exons. The record is from RefSeq and is a predicted model, not a curated record. Lineage: Eukaryota; Metazoa; Chordata; Actinopteri; Siluriformes; Bagridae.